AAACACUUAAUGAUAGUCAUAGGGUAGAAAUAAGCAAUCAGGAAACAAUAUCAAUAUAAAUCGUAAGGAUACAAGCAACAAAGUUACAGUCAUAUAGUCAUAAGUGGAAGGAGAUGGGUGGUGGGAACGAUGAGAAGAUUUAAUAAUAAUGCAGACUUGGUAAAUAGUUUGACAGUGUUGAGGGAAUUAUUUGUUUAGCAGUGAUGGCGUUCGGGAAGAAACCGUCCUUGUGUCUAGUUGUUCUGGUGUGCAGUGCUCUGUAGUGUCAUUUUGAGGGUAGGAGUUGAAACAGUUUAUGUCCAGGAUGUGAGGGGGUCUGUAGAUAUUUUCACAGCCCUCUUUUUGACUCAUGCAGUAUUUAGGUCCUCAAUGGAAGGCAGGCUGGUAGUGAUUGUUUUUGCUUCCAGAAGUUGUGGGUGCUGCAACAUUGGAAGUUUUUUUUUUUAGAAGAGACUCGACAACCAGUGUCUGAAAUGGUAUAGGGCCUCUUGCCUGAGCAGUGGGUUGGACUAGAAGACCUCUAAAGUUCCUUCCAAUUCUGUUAUUCUAUUCUGUUAUUUUCUCUUUAAUUCUGGCAAAAAAGAUGACUGGACACAGAAACCCAACAUUGGUUAAUUGCUCUGUAGAAAGAGUGCAGGGAAGAUAAUUAGUGGAUUAGAGGCUAAAAUAUAUGAUGAACAGUUGCAGGAACUGGGUAUGUCUAGUUAUUUGGGUUACUUGUUUCUCUCAUAUGGGACUUUCCAAAUUGGGGGAGGCUGGUCAUUGAACGGGACAGUUAGACACUGUAUGGACCGUGCAACUUCUCUGGCCUGGGCUUUUGUGUGGUGUGUGUGUUUGUGGGUUAAGUGCAUCCUGAAAGGUGAGGGCUGCCUUGAUGGCAAAUGCAAAAUGUGUAUUUUGCAUGAAUAUCUUCUCAUCUGGGAAGGGACGCUGCGCUUCCCCAUUCGCUGUAGCUGCGAACGCACAACCGGCUUGUCUCUCUGUGUGACCCUCUGCUGGGCGAAGGUGUGCCCCCCUGUGUGUGUAGAGCGACAUGUCCAACAACAUGGCCAAGAUUGCGGAGGCGCGCAAGACGGUAGAACAGCUGAAACUCGAGGUCAACAUUGAUCGCAUGAAGGUAAGGGGGGGGGCAGUCCUUUGGGGCCAGGAAGUGAGCCCCGAACAUCAGAUGCUCACUGAACAGUUGCCCAGGGCUGCUCCUGAAGUAAUGCAGUGAAGUAGUCUAGCUAAAGGCUUUGGGAGCCAAGGGAGAGGGACCCAAACAUUGGAAGCUCACUGAACAGUUGCCCAGGGCUGCUCCUGAAGUAACACAGUGAAGUAGUCUAGCUAAAGGCUUUGGGAGCCAAAGGACUGGGCCCUGAACAUCAAGUGCCCACUGAACAGUUGCCCAGGGCUGCUCCUGAAGUAAUGCAGUGCAGUAGUCUAGCUAAAGGCUCUGGAAGCUAAGGGAAUGGGACCCGAACAUCAGAUGCUCACUGAACAGAUGCCCAGGGCUGCUCCUGAAGUAAUGCGGUGCUGUAGUCUAGCUAAAGUCUGUCUUUCGUGCUUCCUCCUUCUUUUGGGCCAGGUGUCCAAGGCAGCAGCUGAUCUCCUGGCAUACUGCGAAGCCCACGCCAAAGAGGACCCCCUGGUCACUCCCGUCUCCUCGGCCGAGAACCCUUUCCGAGAGAAACGGCUCUUCUGCAUCGUGCUGUGAGCCAGGAUGGGCCCCUCCCCAAUUGCUUUGACCUCUCUCUUGGGUAAGAACCCCCCUCCCCAAAACACUUGACUUACAACCACUCGUUUAGUGACUGUUUGAGGCUACAAUGACACUGAGAUAGGGGACUGAUGACCCAUCCUCACAAUUACGACGGUUAUAGCAUCCCUAGGACCUCGACUUACGACUACAAUUGAGCCCAAAAUUUGUGCUGCUAAGUGAGACAACGCAAUGUCAUUGUAUGUGUGAAAAAUGCCCAUAAGUCACUUUUUUCAGGGCCAUUGUAACUUCAAACGGUCACUAAACGAACCUGUUGUAAGUCGAGGACUAUCUGUACUUCUAUUUAAACAUUGGAAGCCUGAGCUUCUGAGUUACGUUUUAUUCCUUUCUAAUCUGCCUUUCUCUAAUGUUCGCUGCUUUUUUAUUUCCCUCCAAUAUAUAUAUAUAUAUAUCCGGAUUGUUUCUUCCAAGUUGAAUAAGAAGCGCCGUAUAACAAGUGGAACAGCCUGGUUUUAACUGAAAAAAAGGAAGUUUCUAGUCCUCAUUGUCACCAAGAUCCAGUUGCCCGGAAAAUUAAAACCACACAAAUUUUCUUGUCCUGGUUUUAUUGUAAUAAAUGUUAGUCCUUUCUUUCAACCUCUUUGCUCUUAUUUUUUGUCCAAACAAAAUUUGUCAGUAAUCCAUUAAGCAUCUGUUAAAAAAAAAAAUAACCUUCUUCCGAAUUACUGGUUCGGCCUCCACUUUUCUGCUGUGGUGGAAUGACUAAAUACCCUUCCAUUAUCGUAAAAUCAUUACCGCAACUCAAGAGAUCUGGAAAUGGAAAUUGCCGGAAACGUAUUAUGGAUUUUUCCUCCCAGCCAAAUUCAAUUUGCAAAUAGCCAGAGAGGAAGACGAAGUCGGCAAGGCAGCCUCCGUUUGGGGUCAUUGUUGGCCCGCAAGACACCCCUGGGCAGAAUCCCACUCCCCAAACAAUCUUCCCACCCUUACAAAAUAAAAAUAAUAAAAAGAAAAAAUUGUAAUUGCAGGUUGUCCUCCACAUACGGCCGGCCGUUCGUUUAGCUACUGCUCCAAGUUAUGACAGCACUAAAAACAGUGACUUUAUCACUGGUCCUGGAAUUGCAACCAGAGUUACAGCAGGAAUUUCUGUUGUUAAAUGAGGUGGUUGUUAAGGGAGUUGGAGCCAGUUUUAUGACCCUUUUUUUAAAAACCACCAUUGUUAAGUAAAUCAUUAUAGUUCUUAAGCGAAUAAUCAGUUGGGUAGGUGACAAAUGGCAGUCGCACAACUCCUGUAUCUGUGGGAAAAGCAGAGCAUUUAGGUGUACAACUCGAAGAAACAUAAAAUGAAAUAAUAAAAUAAAAUACGAAGUAAGUAAAAUAAAGUAAAAUGAAACAUGACAGGCAGUAAUGCAACAAUAAAAAAAGGAAAAGGAAAAAAAAUGAAAUGAAUAAAACGAAGUAACAUAAAUAAAUAAAUAAAACAAGUAAUAAAUGAAAUAAAGUAAA
Molecule: messenger RNA, 3199 nt
Organism: Ahaetulla prasina
Lineage: Eukaryota; Metazoa; Chordata; Lepidosauria; Squamata; Colubridae
Gene: GNG8
Product: G protein subunit gamma 8
Exons: 1
Coding region: 1451-1696 (81 amino acids)
Biological process (GO): G protein-coupled receptor signaling pathway
Cellular component (GO): heterotrimeric G-protein complex
Molecular function (GO): G-protein beta-subunit binding
Source: RefSeq, a predicted model, not a curated record